UUUUUUUUUUUUUUUUUAUUACAGAGGGUAAGGCAGGCUGCAGAGAAGACAUACUUAUUAAAUAUUUAUAUGUACCACAGUUAUUUAGUCAAACUCAUUGACUGUAUAUACUAAACAGCCCAUCUGAAAUACCUGGUUCACUAUCGCCACCUUGUGGUAAAGCGCUGUCACAGCACAGGAAAACUGGAAAGGUUUUAUAGUACUGACUGUAUUACAACCUUUUCCAUGUGUUCAUGGGAUAAUGGAAAGUUAGGGAAACGACAAUACAGUUUAAGAUCUACACACAAAAGUAGCCUAUUGAAUGAAAUAAAAUAGCAACAACAGAAAAUAAUAGAAAAUAAUACUACAAAAUGUCCUCAAUGUUAUGGUCCUCAUAGCAUAGCAUACACACACACGUGUGUGUGUGUGUAUGCCAUAACUGAGUUUGUAGAUGUUUAACUCAAUAAAUACCAGUGGGAUGGUCAAAACUGUUUUUUGCCCCUAGCGGUGAUUCUUCAGACAUAUAUAACUCGAAGCCACCAGGCGAAUGGAAGACAACUACAUCCUGUUUCAGUACCAGUCAGGAGCUGUGACUACUAUGACGCAGUCUAAAGGAGAGAUGAACUUGAAGGACUACUUCAAAAGAAUUGGUUUCCAUGGCCCCUAUGAUCAGCCUGAUCUUGCAACUCUGAAGCUGAUCCACAGACAUCACGUCAUGUCCAUCCCCUUUGAGAACCUCAGCAUUCACUGUGGGGAGAGGAUCGUCAUGGACCUUGAGGUGAUCUUCGAUAAGUUAGUGAGGAGCAGCCGUGGAGGUUGGUGCUGUGAGAACAACUUCCUGUUUGGUUGGGUGCUGAGAGAAAUGGGCUACGACGCGACAACCUUGGGCUCAAGAGUGUUCGACACUACCAGCAAUGACUUUGGAUCCCCUGAUACUCAUCUCAUUCAUAAGGUCAUCAUUGAUGGGAAGCCUUAUAUAGCUGAUGUAAGUUUUGGUGUGUCAUACCAAGUGUGGGAGCCCCUGGAGCUCAUCUCUGGAAAGGACCAACCUCAGGCAGCAGGUGUCUUUCGUCUCAUAGACAAGGGGGACAUCUGGGUGAUGGAGAAGACUGGCAGAAAGCCACAGGUUGUUAAUCCAGAAUUUACCAAAGCAAGUCUGGUGAACAGGAAGGAGACGAGGCAGAUCUACUGCUUCACCUUGGAGCCCCGCGAGCCAGCUGAUUUCUUUGAGAACAACCACAAACUCCAGACGGACCCUGCUUCACUGUUCACCAACAAGUCCAUCUGCUCUUUACAAACAGCCACAGGAUUCAAGGCCUUGAUUGGCUGGACCUACAGUGAGGUCACGUACAAGCCAGAAGAAGGUGUUGAUGUCUUAGACAUGAGGGACGUAGCAGAUGAGGAGAUAGGUCAGAUACUGAGGGAGCAGUUCAAUGUAGAGCUGCAGAAUAAACUAAAGCCUGUGAGCAACAAGUUAUGGUUCACACUCUAGAAAGAAACGUUGUUGAAGGAUCAUGUAACUGAAGCAUAUUAUUCUGUACAUGAAUGAUGGCAAGAGGAAAUUGUGGAGAAAAUAUAAACCCAUAAUCCAGGUGUAUGUUGAACUAUUUUAAGUAAUUCAGUUCAAUUCAAUCAUGUUGAAUAUUUUGGAUGUAUUAUACUGCAUAUAUAAUAUACCUCAUUUGUAUUUUUGUACUUACUCAUAUGAUAAUAAAACAAAGUUGUAAAGGAAUAAUCCAUUUACGGCCGAGUGCAGAGGCUGAGUCCAGGAGCUUUACAGCCUGAGGAAAGAAAUUAAAGUCCAGUGGCACAGCAGCAAAUACUUGUCUUCAGUAUCUUUUUGAAACCUCAUCUCACAUGAGUCACUCAUGUUAGGUGGAUAGCUACUGAUGAUGAUGUCAUAUCUUGUUUCUCUUGGGCGUCUACAUCCAAGUCAUUUUUAGUAAUGAUUCAGUUUCUAUUGCUCUUGAAGUUGAUCAUGACAUGCAAACAUUAAACUGUUCACCUGCUCCA
This is a messenger RNA of Mugil cephalus (flathead mullet), 1992 nucleotides long. Its product is annotated as arylamine N-acetyltransferase, pineal gland isozyme NAT-10-like. NCBI's taxonomy places the organism in Eukaryota, Metazoa, Chordata, Actinopteri, Mugiliformes, Mugilidae. Gene Ontology annotation, molecular function: acetyltransferase activity. The transcript has 2 exons. Bases 527 to 1471 code for a protein of 314 amino acids. The record is from RefSeq and is a predicted model, not a curated record.